GAGGCGCUGGCUUUGGAGGUGCGAAGCAGUGGCUAGUCGCCGGGGGACGGAGGGCAGUGCCCUGCCGCCCCGCUGUUUGCCUUGGCCCCCGUGCAGCCGGCCGAGGGCCCUUGGAGGCUUUCAUCCCCCGCCCGGCUCUUGGCCGCGCUCGGCAAACAGAGCAUGAGUGGCACCUUGGCAGCCGAAGCUUCCCAAGCCUCUUCCCCGCUCCACUGCCCCUAUAAAUCCCUCGGCUCCGGCUGGCGGAGGGACAGGACCCGCGAGCGAGGACGAGAUGGACGACAGCUCCAAGGAGGCGCUGAUGGAGGAGGCCCCUCCGAGGUACACGGCGUCCCCCCGCCUGCCCUGCAUCCCCCACCAGCUCAAGUGCCUCCUCAUCGUGGUGGUGGUGGUCGUGCUGCUGGUGGUGGUUGUCGUCGGCUUCCUCCUGCUGGGGCUGCACAUCACCGAGACGCACGCCGAGACGGUUUUGCGAAUGACCAUCCAAGGCCUGGAUGGAGACGGGCCCCCCCAGCACCUCGCCAUGAGCAAGAAAGAAAGGAUCGGGACGUUCGCGGUGAAGGACGGGCUGAACUCCUCCGCCAUGGUCAUCUACGACUACAGCAAGCUGCUGAUCAGCUACAGAUCCUGGCUGCAGCAAGCCUGCUACGUCACCCGCAUGGACAAGGACAACAUCCAGGGGCUGGACGCCGUCACCGCGGCCUUCCGGCGGCGGCAGGCUGAGAGGCAGGAGGCCAGGGCCACUGCCGAGCCCCUGGCCGACCGCUCCGUCCUGGGUACCACCGUCAACGUCCUCUGCAGCACCGUCCCCGUCUACUGGGCCUAGCGCAGGUGGGACGCGGCAAGACAGCGCCCGGACUUCUCUGCUCCUCCACGGCCCCGUCCCGUGCGCGGCGGCGGCGCGGCUGGCUCGGCAAUGCCGCGCGCUCGGCAGCGCUUCGGCACCGCGGGCUUUUGGCAGCACUUGCAAUAAAUGAGCGGGUUUUGCUUUGAGUUGCA
Dromaius novaehollandiae (emu) is the source of this 999-nucleotide messenger RNA. RefSeq names its product surfactant protein C (gene SFTPC). The record is from RefSeq and is a predicted model, not a curated record. The transcript is spliced from 6 exons. Gene Ontology annotation, cellular component: extracellular region; alveolar lamellar body. NCBI's taxonomy places the organism in Eukaryota, Metazoa, Chordata, Aves, Casuariiformes, Dromaiidae. Gene Ontology annotation, biological process: respiratory gaseous exchange by respiratory system. Bases 275 to 826 code for a protein of 183 amino acids.